Molecule: messenger RNA, 1177 nt
Organism: Ahaetulla prasina
Lineage: Eukaryota; Metazoa; Chordata; Lepidosauria; Squamata; Colubridae
Gene: VBP1
Product: VHL binding protein 1
Exons: 6
Coding region: 6-659 (217 amino acids)
Biological process (GO): protein folding; microtubule-based process; tubulin complex assembly
Cellular component (GO): cytoplasm; prefoldin complex
Molecular function (GO): tubulin binding
Source: RefSeq, a predicted model, not a curated record
CGCGCAUGCGAGCCGGCGCGCGCCAGCCGCGGUCGCCUUCCCUCCCCAAGAUGGCGGCGGCCACCGGCGGCGAGGCGAUCUGUGGCGACGGCCCGGCCAGCGGCACCGGCGACGUCGGCAAGAGGGUUCACCUGGGCAUCCCCGAGGCCGUUUUCGUCGAAGAUGUAGAUUCUUUCAUGAAACAGCCAGGAAAUGAAACAGCAGAUGUAGUGCUCAAGAAGCUGGAUGAACAGUACCAAAAAUAUAAAUUUAUGGAGCUUAAUCUUGCCCAGAAGAAAAGAAGAUUAAAAAGUCAAAUUCCUGAAAUUAAACAAACAUUAGAGAUCUUAAAACACAUGCAAAAGAAGAAGGAAUCUACAGACCUGAUGGAAACCAGAUUCUUAUUGGCAGAUAAUGUCUACUGUAAAGCAUCAGUUCCUCCUACAGAUAAAGUUUGUCUCUGGUUAGGGGCCAAUGUUAUGCUGGAAUAUGAUAUUGAUGAAGCCCAGGCACUGCUAGAAAAAAAUCUUAGCACAGCUACAAAAAACCUUGAAUCCCUAGAAGAAGAUUUGGAUUUCCUUAGAGAUCAAUUUACAACUACAGAAGUCAAUAUGGCCAGAGUUUAUAAUUGGGAUGUAAAGCGAAGAAACAAGGAUGACCCUGCUAAGAACAUGGCAUAGUUCUGCUAGUUUUAAAUACGGUUUUGUUUUUUCUUAUUUUUAAACUACCGUUCGGUUCAGCCUUUGAUGGACUGUGUUUAAUUUAAUCUUUUUGGUUGUUGACAUAAUGGCGAGCAUCUUUUGUUUUUUUAUUUUUAAAAAAGGGCAAAUCUUAUUUGGUCCCAUGCAUGCUUCAUGCGAUUGGCUUGUUGGAAAAGGAGGCACAACAGUAUGUAGUGAAGAAUCCCCUCAUCAAUCUGGGAUUUGAGUCAAGGGAAUUAGAAAGGGUCAUUUUGUAAGACACAGAUACUCUUUGAUGCUCAAGAUUUAUUAAAGAGGUCCACAGAAUAUAUCAUGGGGACAAAUGUGCAGCUGAUGUGACAGAGUGAAUACAUUGUUGUGUUUCUGGCAAAUGACCCCUUUAAUCUCACCCUCCAGACGUUUUCUGUUUAAUUUUGUUCCGUAGAAUGGCUCAUCUUGGUACUUCAAAAGAUCACAAUUAGCCUUUGAAGGGUUAAAUAAUAAAACACUGAAUUCUG